Molecule: messenger RNA, 330 nt
Organism: Protopolystoma xenopodis
Lineage: Eukaryota; Metazoa; Platyhelminthes; Monogenea; Polystomatidea; Polystomatidae
Source: the annotation of a GenBank genome assembly
AUGCUCUCUUCUCAUCACCUCGUGCUACCACUGCUGGCUGCCCACGUAGAGAUAGGCAUUGAUGCACAGACACAACGCUUCUCGAGUGGCGUAUCACUUGUCCCAGCCAGAUCUUCUUACGUCUCAUCAGAAAGCAUAGAUAUGUGGUACAUGUGCAGUGCGUAUAGAUUCGUCGACGAUGAGCAGGACAGACAAACCAGCGGCGUUCAGGUGGUCAUGGUCGAGCUGGUUUGCGGGAAUAGGCAUGAGACGGUAGUGGGUUGGCGGAUGUCAUGGCGACUGGGUGUUUAUGAGGUGAAACUGCGUGGGAAAUGGGCCACCAUCUGCUAG